UCACAACUGAUACAUGUCAUGUGAUGCUAAUAUAAUGGCUGGACUACUGGUGUCUUUAUUGGUCUGUGUUUUGUGUAGUUGCUUUGUUGCAACUGCUAAACUGCCUAAUAUUGUGUUUGUGUUGGUUGAUGACUGGGGCUUUGCUGAUGUUGGUUUCAGGAAUCCAGCUAUCUCUUCACCUAACUUUGAUCACUUGGCUAAAACUGGUCUAGUUCUUAAUCGUCAUUAUGUUUUUAAGUAUUGCUCUCCAUCUCGUGCCUCCUUCCUAACUGGACGCUGGCCUCAUCAUGCUCAUCAGUGGAAUUUACCACAAAGUGACAUGGCAGGUACUAAUCUCAACAUGACAAUGAUACCAGCUAAGCUAAAAGCUGCUAAAUAUUCCACUCAUAUGGUAGGGAAGUGGCAUCAAGGAUUUUUUGAUCCUAGAUACCUUCCAAUCAAUAGAGGCUUUGAUACUUCAAGUGGAUUUUUGGGAGGUGGUGAAGAUCAUAUGACACAAGAGGCAGAAUGUGCUAUUGAUUAUUGGAAGAAUGAUGCACCUGAUCCUCGUAAUGGAACAUACGAUGCUUAUAAUUAUGGUGAUGACCUAACUGAUAUUAUGAACAAUCACAAUGUUAAUGACCCACUUUUUAUUUAUCUUCCAUUACACAAUGUUCAUGCUCCUCUCCAAGCUCCAGAUGAAUGGUUAAAUAUCUACUCAGUUAAUUCCACUUGUGAGAACCGCCGAACAUACCAAGCUAUGGUCAGUGUAGCUGAUAAUGUUACUGGAUAUUUAGUGCAACUGUUAAAGAAGAAAGGAAUGUGGGACAAUACUAUAAUUAUUAUUUCUGCUGAUAAUGGUGGUGCUGCUUGUGGUGGUAGUAAUUAUCCUUUGAAAGGAUGCAAAGGAUCAUUCUUUGAAGGAGGUGUUCGUGCCCUUGCUUUUGUUAAUGGUGGUCUCCUACCAGAAUCAAGAAGAGGUGAGUCUACUGAUGGAUUCAUUCACAUUGCUGACUGGUACACUACAUUCUGUAAACUAGCAGGAGUUGAUCCUGAUGAUUCUGGAACAGGAAAGUUUCCAGUUGAUGGUUUAGAUGUAUGGCCUAUCAUAACAGGAGAGAAUGAAAAAACACAGCAUGAAGAGAUAGUGUUGGGAUAUAAUUUUGACAACGUCUAUCCUUCACAAGGAGCUAUUAUAGUGAACAACUAUAAAUUAGUAGUUGGAUUGCAGGGUCAUGGCUGUGACAGCUUGAUGUGGUCAGCUCUUGAUUAUCCUUGUAGCUAUGGUCCUGAAGGUCCUGAUUGUGAUCCUUAUUGUUUGUAUGACAUAGUAAAUGACCCUACUGAGAAGAAAGAUUUAUCAAAAGAAAAUCCAGAUAUGUUAAAGAAAUUAGUUGAAAGAUACAAUUCCUAUUCUAAGGAACCAAGAGACAUGCAAGAUCAAGGCUAUCACAGUGAAGAUGAUAUUCCUAAAGAUCCCAAUGCAUGCAAGUAUAUGGCAGACAAUGGAGGCUACUGGAGACCUUGGAAGAACAUUUAGAUAGUAACUAAUGAGCUACGCUGCUUAGCUGAUAUAUUUUUAAAAUUUUUAUGCUGUGAAUAUGCUCUAAUGUUUCAGUUGUUUCUAAAUAUGGUCAUAAUAAAUCACA
Messenger RNA from Amphimedon queenslandica, 1628 nucleotides. Its product is annotated as arylsulfatase J-like. Lineage: Eukaryota; Metazoa; Porifera; Demospongiae; Haplosclerida; Niphatidae. The coding region runs from base 14 to 1519 and encodes 501 amino acids. The record is from RefSeq and is a predicted model, not a curated record. The transcript is spliced from 3 exons. Gene Ontology annotation, molecular function: sulfuric ester hydrolase activity.